Messenger RNA from Coccinella septempunctata (seven-spotted ladybird), 1020 nucleotides. RefSeq lists its product as uncharacterized. NCBI's taxonomy places the organism in Eukaryota, Metazoa, Arthropoda, Insecta, Coleoptera, Coccinellidae. The record is from RefSeq and is a predicted model, not a curated record. The transcript has a single exon. The coding region runs from base 1 to 1020 and encodes 339 amino acids.
AUGGUCCAGCCACCCCUAGUACAGGUCCGAAACGAUGAUCUGCCAGAAGUGCAAUAUGAAGAGCAUGACAGGGUUGACUUGGGUCUAGAAAACUACUUCGAGACGCUCUGCAUGCAAUAUCGCGGAUCCGACCCAUGCUCACGACCACCCCUGUCUAAACUUCGAUUCAGAGCCCACACAGGUGCACUUAUCAACACCCUAAAUAAUAUCAUCCAAUCUAAAUUAAACACAGAUGCCGACUUGGAGGAAAUUCACCUGAUGAUCUAUUGUGCAGCUAGAACAGUACUCGAGAAAAACCAGAAGAUCCACAGCACUUCCAACGCCAGAAGAAGAGAAAGCAAGCCGAAGUGGGAAAUAAAAUUGGAAGAGAAAAUAGAGAAAACAAGGAAGAUUGUAGCAGCCUUACAACAGCUAAAGUUAGGGAAUAAAAGAAGUAGAAUCCUGAAGAAGCUUCCGAAAAAGAUGUACGAAACAUUGAUUCAGACUCCAGCUUCUGCACAUCAACAAUUGAUACUGGACAACCUGGACACAAUGAAGCAGCAACUGGCCGUGUAUGCACAUAGACUAAGAUCUUAUAAGGAAAGUAAUGAGAGAAAAAAACAGAAUGCUCUAUUCGAGAAAAAUGAGAGAAGAUUCUAUCGGGACAUCAUCGAGAAAAAGCACCAGACACAAAACACAUGUACAAAAAUGCUGGAACUGGAAAGAUUCUGGGAGGAAAUAUGGUCCAAAGAAGUGAGACAUGGGGCGGAUUCUCCUUGGAUAUAUGAAGAAGAACGGAGAAUGGCGGACAUCAACGAAAUGCCGAAUCCACAGAUGACACCUGCCGAUCUUAGCAGAGUAUUGAGUCGACUGCCCAAUUGGAAGGCGCCGGGUAGAGAUAAGGUUCGAAAUUUCUGGAUAAAAAAAUUUUCCUCUACACAUCCAUACAUCAGCGAGGAGUUCAAUAAUAUUCUGAGACAACCAUCGAGAUGUCCUAAGUUUUUUCACGCAAGGUGUCACUUAUCUACUGCCCAAAGGUGA